CACAGCCCGGGAGCACUGCCUCUCUCUUGCUGCUGCUCAAGAUUAAUUUUUUUUUCCUUUCCUUCUCGUUUCAUCAGCAAAGAAGCAGCGGCUGCCAAGAGCUCUCUGCCUUGCUUGGCUAAAGGGUAUAAAUACCCUGGGGGGAGCUCCACGGGGAUCAGUAGCAGCUGCUGAGACCAGAGCAUUCAUUGCCUCCACUGGGUCCUUUGCUGAUCCUCUCUCUAGCUUUGAGAGAUCUCCCCCCAUCUCCUCCCCAGGCAGGAGCCACAACUUCUCGGGGACUCACAGAGAUCCAUCUAGAGCAACAGAGCCUUCAAGAAAACCAGACGGUGUCAUCUUCAGCUUGAUUUCCAUUGAGUAGAGAAUGGCUGUGAGCCCUGCCCGCUCUUGGACCGUUCCUUUGGGAUGCUUGCUGAUUCUGAUGCAUGAAGCUCAUUGUUUCAUCUUGCCCAAUGCUACUUACCUGGAGAGCCUCCUGAGCAGGUACCAGGAUGAGGAGCCUCGCUCCAGAGCCAAGAGGAGCAUCCCAUGGUCGGACAGAGAGGAGAUUUUGAUGCUCCACAACAAACUGAGGGGCCAGGUCUACCCUUCAGCCUCCAAUAUGGAGUACAUGACGUGGGAUGAUGAGCUGGAGAGAUCUGCUGAGGCUUGGGCUCAUGAAUGCAUCUGGGACCAUGGACCUGCCAACCUCCUCCCAUCCAUUGGUCAGAACUUGGCAGUUCAUUGGGGCAGGUAUCGCACCCCAGCCUUCCAUGUCCAGUCUUGGUAUGAUGAAGUUAAGGAUUAUACUUACCCGUAUCCACAUGAAUGUAAUCCCUGGUGUCCAGAGAGGUGCUCAGGAGCUAUGUGCACUCACUAUACCCAGAUCGUCUGGGCCACCACCACCAAGAUGGGCUGCGCUGUCAACGUCUGCAAGAAGAUGAACGUGUGGGGUGACGUCUGGGAAAAUGCCGUUUACCUGGUCUGCAACUACUCUCCUAAGGGGAACUGGAUUGGAGAAGCCCCGUAUAAAAAUGGCAGGCCCUGCUCUGAAUGCCCACCCAGCUACGGGGGCAGCUGCAAGGACAAUCUCUGUUACAAAGAUAACCAUUAUGCCCAAAAACCUGAGACGGAUGAGACUAACGAAGUGGAGACUCCGCCAAAUGCAGAGGAAAAAUAUGUGUGGGCGCAUGAGCCGGUGAACAAACCCAGAGCAACCAAGCCCAAGAAAACAACCCCUGCGGACCACUACAUGACUCAAGCCAUUAAGUGUGACACCAAAAUGAGGGACAGCUGCAAAGGGUCAACGUGCAACAGGUAUCUGUGUCCUGCUGGCUGCAUGAACAGCAAAGCCAAAGUCUUUGGGACGUUCCAGUACGAGAGUUCUUCCAGUAUUUGCCGUGCUGCUCUUCAUUUUGGUGUUAUUGAUAACAGAGGAGGCCUGGUUGACAUCACUAGGAAAGGGAGAACACCGUCUUUUGUGAAGUCCACAAGACAUGGUGUUGAAACAUUAAGUAAAAAUAAACCUUCAAAUGCAUUCAUGGUCUCCCAAGUAACAGUGCAGACGCUGGAUUGUUAUACCACGGUAGCUGAACUGUGUCAGUUCAAAAAGCCAGCGGCUCACUGCCCUAGGGUGUACUGUCCAGCUUACUGUAAAGACGAGCCUUCGUACUGGGCACCAGUGUAUGGCACGAAUAUUUAUGCAGAUAAUUCCAGUAUCUGCAAAACUGCUGUGCAUGCAGGGAUCAUUACCGACGGGGAGGGUGGUUACGUGGAUGUGAUGCCUGUGGAUAAGAAGAAAUACUACAAUGGCUCUUUGAAGAAUGGAAUCAAGUCUGAGAGCUUGAAGAGUCCUAGAGAGGGGAAGGCUUUCCGGAUUUUUGCUGUUAAGCAGUAAAUUCCCGAGGACGUUGCCAAGUACCUUUCCAAGAGUGAUCCACUGAUCUCAACACACAGGAGCGCUCAGCUGAUGGCAUCUGCUCUGGCAUGUAUACCCUCCCGGCCAACCUCUUUCAGGGAAGAAAAGAACAAGUCACCAAGAAGUUCCGACUCAACUGUCCGCAUCUCAAUGGCAUCAGUUCAGUGUUGUUGGUUUUUUUUUUAAUUAUUAUUAUUAUUAUUUUGUUUUGUUGGUUUAUUUUUUUAAUCCUGGGGCAUUCAGCAAUAACAGACUGGUGUAUCUUUCCAUUUGAAAAGAGGCGUGAUGACCACAGCAAGCAUGGGUUAACUUUCAAUCAGCAUAGAAGUCUUCUAUGGGCCCCCAUCUAGUACUUCAGCUUUCGAAGUUCAUGCUCAUAUGGCAGUGACGGCACAUCUCGGCGAGCAGAAUCAAAAGUGAAAUAUUGUACAAGGGGUGGGCCCUUUGAAAUACGUUCUUUUAAAGUCACGGCUCUUUCAGAGGUGGGGAGCAUGGUUUCUUUGGAAGCAUGUUUAGUUCGUUUGAUUUUUAAAAAUUUUUUUUAAGAACAACCCAUUUUUGUCUUCCUAGUCAGGUAACAUGUGCACAAGAAAUGUUGAGGUAGAUUGGUGAUGUGUUGCAUUAGGUCAAGUAAAUGAUGAUGUCACGUGCGGUAGGACAUCCGGAGAGGGCUGAAAGAUUCCUGGAGUUGAAAUUCCUUGGAAAAUGGUAUGAAAGCAUGUAAAGGGGGCAAAGAUCCCCCUGCUCAGAAAGUGAGGACCCCAGAAAAACCAAACUGUGGGUUUGGUGUUUGCUGGUCAAACAUUUGCAAGUGCUUAGCGCAUUGGGUGACCCAUAACAAGUUGAGGAAUUAGUGCUCCUGUCCUGGCACAUCUCCAAGUUAUACUGCGCACCAUUUUUUAUUUACAGUUAAAUGCAAUUUAUUGUUCUAUACAGCAGUGCUGGUUUUAUAUGUAGUAAUUUAGCAAGGAUAAAAUGUUAAUCUUAUUUUUGUUAGACAUGGGUGCAUCCAUGUAAAGCAUCUUCACUUUAACCCUAAUGGAGAUAUUUUGUACAGUUCUGAGGCUUUAAAUAUAUGGAAUGUAAGGGGGCUGGAUCAUGACCUUGCAUACAGUUGGUAUGAUUUCCAGCAUGAUGAUUAUAUCUGUGAGCAUUCAAGGUGUUGGUUGUUUUGGGCUUUUUUAAGUUUUUAAUUUAAUUACUUUGUGAUUUCAGAUUUUGCUCCCAAUAGGCGUGUCCUGAAAAGCGUACCCGUGUGGUUUGCAGUGCCACAAGCUCAUUCGAGUACAGUGCAUGUGAGCCCAUUUGCCACUCGUUCGAGUGCAUGUGAGCCCAUUUGCCACGUUACUAAUUAGCAGCAUGGCAUUUUUUUUUUGACACUGGAAGAUCCUAGUGUCAAAACCCCCCCUGCUACUAAAAAAAGCAGCAUA
Alligator sinensis (Chinese alligator) is the source of this 3327-nucleotide messenger RNA. RefSeq names its product cysteine rich secretory protein LCCL domain containing 2 (gene CRISPLD2). The coding region runs from base 365 to 1876 and encodes 503 amino acids. The record is from RefSeq and is a predicted model, not a curated record. Gene Ontology annotation, cellular component: extracellular region. NCBI's taxonomy places the organism in Eukaryota, Metazoa, Chordata, Crocodylia, Alligatoridae. The transcript is spliced from 15 exons.